Trematosphaeria pertusa is the source of this 1109-nucleotide messenger RNA. RefSeq names its product NAD(P)-binding protein. The coding region runs from base 107 to 964 and encodes 285 amino acids. The transcript has 2 exons. Lineage: Eukaryota; Fungi; Ascomycota; Dothideomycetes; Pleosporales; Trematosphaeriaceae. The record is from RefSeq and is a predicted model, not a curated record. Gene Ontology annotation, molecular function: oxidoreductase activity, acting on the CH-OH group of donors, NAD or NADP as acceptor.
UACAAACAUUCGUUUUAGAUACGGUUGGACGUAACUUCUCCACCGUCUUAUUUCUCCCGCCUAGUCCCACUAUUCCCAUGAUUCCUCCCCUCACAUCCUGCCCACCAUGCCUCGCAACCUAGCAGGCCGACCCCUCCACGCCUUCAUAACCGGCGGCAGUCGCGGCAUCGGCCGCGCAACCGCACACCUCUUCGCUCGCAACGGCUACCGCUGCACUUUACUCUCGCGCUCCGAAGCAGCCCUCCAAGCCGCCGUAUCCUCCCUACCCGCCCUACCCCGCGCCCCCUCCCUCGCCGAGCACGAAUUCGAACACGCAUACAUAGCAGCCGACGUCUCCAACCCCUCCUUCUGGACCAAGCAGUCCUUCCGCGAUGCCGCACAGCGCUCCAUGCCCAGCCGCACUGAAGGUCUCGGACACAUCGACGUGCUUGUGAAUUGCGCUGGCGUGUCCGAAUCCUCCUCCUUCAUCAUGUCCGACAUUGCCGAUAUCCAGAAGAUCAUUGAUACGAAUCUCACGGCGCUGAUGGUCGGGACGCGGUUCCUGCUCCGGAAGAGAUACAUUAAGGGCGCUUCGCUGGCAGAGAGUACGCUGCACCAGCCCUCAGCUGCGGAAGGGGAGGCGGAGGUGUCCACGCCUGUUAUCAUCAAUAUGUCGAGCUUGCUGGGACUACACGGGGGAAAGGGAGCCGUCGCCUACGCUGCCAGCAAAGCAGGCGUGCUGGGCUUCACGCGCGCGCUCGCGGCAGAAGUGGGUCCUGUGGGUAUCCGCGUCAAUGCCAUUGUGCCUGGCUAUGUGGAGACGGACAUGACGAAAGGGCUCGACCAUUCCGCCCUGAUAAACCGCAUUCCACUGAAGCGCUUCGGCAAGCCCGAAGAAAUUGCCUUAGCAGCUCUGUUCCUGGCCAAGAACCAAUACGCGCAUAACUGCGUGAUUAACCUGGACGGCGGCCUUUCAGCUAUGUAAGGACGCGCUGUUUCCCUGCCUCGUAGAUGGCAUGCGAUGCUCCACAUUCUCCAGAUAUUCCCUCUCCCCCCCCCCUCAAAAGCCAAAUCCCCUGCUCCAAAGUUAUGGUAUAUUCCUAUAGCCGCCAAAAACGCCGAGAAAGUGA